Messenger RNA from Melampsora larici-populina 98AG31, 423 nucleotides. RefSeq lists its product as uncharacterized. NCBI's taxonomy places the organism in Eukaryota, Fungi, Basidiomycota, Pucciniomycetes, Pucciniales, Melampsoraceae. The record is from RefSeq and is a predicted model, not a curated record. The transcript has 2 exons. Bases 1 to 423 code for a protein of 140 amino acids.
AUGACUCCUCAAAAAGCACAAUCGAUCUCGGCUUCACUUGGAAUUGCUAUCCAUCCAGUUCCAGGUACCAAUGAAGAUCUUGACGGUGACUCACUUGAUAACCUUGAAUUGAAUCAGUUCUUGCCUUUACCCGACGAACCAGAAGCCCCUGCUUCUUCAAUAACUGACGCCGCCCAUCAAUCACUCAUUCAUGAUCGUGAUCUCAGAAGACAAUUCACCAGCUCGGUCAACAUGUAUCGAACCAUUGUGCUAUGUAUGAGAAAGAUUUAUAAUGAGGGUCUCAAGCUUUCAAAUGCUCAGUUAUUGGUAGACCGUUGUGGUCGCUGUUUUGGUCCAGCAAUCAAUGAAGAGCCACAUGUGAUUCUUAGAUGGCAAUUUUCAACACAGACAUUACACUUGAUCAAGCAAGGACAAUCCUACUGA